AUGGCCGAUGAUUCUAUAGACAACCUUUUCGAAAGUCUUCGUAAAAAGAGCGACCCCAAGCUAGAAGAUGAGAAGGCAAAGGUUGUUGCCGCCAGAGAGGCUGAGCUGAAUGCCCGGGCGCAGAAGAGGCUGAUGGAAUUGAUCGGGUCCAACUCCUCCCUCCCUGUCACCAUCUCCUCCAUCCGCCUCAUCGGUGUAAAACACACCCGCCGCUCAUUUCUAGACCGAAUCUUCGAUCCCAUCCUCUCUGCCAAUCAAGAUGUUCCGUAUACUCUUCAGGAAGCAUUGCAACAAGUUGGCACUGCAGCGGAUAAGCUGAGGGCAUUUGACAUCUUCCACCCUUCCCUCUUCACAUUCAUCGACCGGUCAUCGCCCUCCGACCCUUCCUCCACCCCCACAGACAUCGACAUCUACCUACGCGCGACCGAGCGCUCCCGCCUCUCUCUCAAGACCGGCACCGACCUCGGAAAUGUCGAAGCAUCCGGCUACGCCAACGCCACCCUCCGCAACAUCUUUGGCGGCGCCGAGUCUCUGAAUCUCUCCGCCUCAAAAGGAACCCGCACACGCUCUUUCUACGAAGCUGCCUUCAAAGCACCCGUCAAUAGUGAUCCUACGAAGUGGGUGACGGUGGAUGCGCUGCAAAGCAGUACAUUGAAAGGGUGGGCGAGCCAUGAGGAGAUGUUGAAAGGGGUUGGCGUGAAGUACAGCUGGGCUACGAAAGGGGGCAGCCAACAUGUCGUAGGCUAUUCCGGGUUGUGGAGGCAGGUUACGGGCUUAGCUGCGAAUGCAAGCCCGACGGUGAGGAGUGAUGCGGGGGAUAGCGUAAAGAGCAGUAUCUCACACACUUUCCUCACGGACAAGAGAAACCACCCGUUCCUGCCCAAUUCAGGAUACCUGCUCAAGACAGUGUCGGAAAUUGCAGGAUGGGGUCCUUUGAAAGGAGACGUUGGGUUCUGGAAAUCAGAGCUCGAAAGCUCGUUUGCUCUAAAGGUUCCUGUACCGGGUAUCAAGGGGGACAGUGGUGUGAGCUUCACAUCUGGUUUCCGAGCUGGCAUGCUGUAUCCUCUACCCGUUGGAUCCGGAGGGCCAGCAAAGGGAAGCAGGGUGAACGACCGCUUCCAACUCGGCGGCCCAACAGAUGUCCGCGGCUUCAAGAUGUCAGGCCUAGGGCCAAGGGACGGGCCAGAUGCUGUAGGCGGUGACAUAUUUGCUGCUGCAUCAUCCAACCUGCUGGUACCGCUUCCUCGAGUCGGCAAGGAGAGUCCGUUACGGAUGCAGCUCUUUGUCAAUGCGGGGAGAUUACUAGCAUUGGACUACGCAGGGGGGGAUACUCAGAAGAGCGUGUACCGCACCGUCGCGCAGCUCGGUGAUGGACUGCCGAGCAUGGCAGCCGGCGUGGGCGUGGUAUAUGCGCAUCCCGUGGCGAGGUUUGAGCUGAACUUCAGCUUGCCGCUUGUGCUUAGGAGAGGCGAGGAGGGGAGGAAGGGCUUCCAGUUUGGGGUGGGCAUUAACUUUCUGUAA
Molecule: messenger RNA, 1521 nt
Organism: Drepanopeziza brunnea f. sp. 'multigermtubi' MB_m1
Lineage: Eukaryota; Fungi; Ascomycota; Leotiomycetes; Helotiales; Drepanopezizaceae
Biological process (GO): protein insertion into mitochondrial outer membrane
Cellular component (GO): outer membrane
Source: RefSeq, a predicted model, not a curated record